AUGGCAAACUCCAAAUUUGAGUAUGUCAAGGACUUCGAGCAGCCGGACAUCCUGCUCCCCAAUACGUGGAUCGUGGUCCGAAUCGACGGCAGAGGUUUCCACAAGCUAUCUGAUCACUAUGCAUUCGUCAAACCGAAUGACCGCCGCGCGCUCGAUCUCAUGAAUGCCGCUGCAGUCGAGGUCAUGAAAGAGCUGCCGGAUCUAUGCAUUGCCUACGGCAUCAGUGACGAGUUCAGCUUUGUCUUCCAUCCUACCUGCCAACUCUUUGAGCGGCGGAAUGGUAAAUUGGUCACAACUAUUGUAUCAACAUUCACCGCGCAUUACAUUUACCUGUGGUCGAUAUACUUCCCGAACAAGCCCCUCCAGCCGCCAUAUCUACCCUCCUUCGAUGGAAGGGCAGUUAUCUACCCCUCCACGAGGAUCCUACGGGACUACAUGAGCUGGAGGCAGGUUGAUUGCCAUAUUAAUAACCUCUACAACACAACUUUUUGGACCAUGGUCCAACAAGGAGGAAUGAGUAACACAGAUGCAGAGCAGGAACUAAAGGGUACUGUCUCUGCGGACAAGAACGAGAUUCUCUUCAAGCGGUUCGGCAUCAACUACAAUAAUGAAGAAGAGAUUUACAAGAAAGGAAGCGUUCUGUACCGCCAGUACAAACUCCAAGAGCCAAAGUCCGCACAAGCAUCCAUGGAAGACGAUACUUCCGCACCAGAGGAAAAGCAGUCAAGAUCUCAGCAGGACAAGUUGAAGAAACUUCGUCGGAAAGCACAGGUCGUGGUUGACCAUAUCGAUAUCAUCAGAGAUGACUUCUGGGAAAGGAGGCCGUGGAUUCUAUCCAACAAGCCGGGUACACUACCUGUGGAGAACUGA
Molecule: messenger RNA, 870 nt
Organism: Penicillium cinerascens
Lineage: Eukaryota; Fungi; Ascomycota; Eurotiomycetes; Eurotiales; Aspergillaceae
Product: tRNA guanylyltransferase
Exons: 8
Coding region: 1-870 (289 amino acids)
Biological process (GO): tRNA modification
Molecular function (GO): tRNA guanylyltransferase activity; magnesium ion binding
Source: RefSeq, a predicted model, not a curated record